This is a messenger RNA of Penicillium taxi, 1152 nucleotides long. RefSeq names its product putative S-adenosylmethionine-dependent methyltransferase. Lineage: Eukaryota; Fungi; Ascomycota; Eurotiomycetes; Eurotiales; Aspergillaceae. Gene Ontology annotation, cellular component: cytoplasm. The transcript has 2 exons. Gene Ontology annotation, molecular function: protein-lysine N-methyltransferase activity. The coding region runs from base 1 to 1152 and encodes 383 amino acids. The record is from RefSeq and is a predicted model, not a curated record. Gene Ontology annotation, biological process: peptidyl-lysine monomethylation; peptidyl-lysine dimethylation.
AUGGCUGACGAGAAUACCCCAACCUACCUAUCACCUAGUGAGCUGGGCACAAAAGAAUAUUGGGAAACCUACUACGCCCGCACACGCGCCCAUAUCUCCAGCACGCACGAUGAACCUCGAGAGUCAGCACAAGCCACUCAAGACUCAGACACAGAUGCAGACGCAGACGCAGACUCAGAUGUCAACGAUGAAGAUGACCCAGGCACAUCAUGGUUCUCAGAACACAACGCGCCCGAAAAAGUCCUCCGCUUCCUAACGCGCCGCUCGUUCCCGUUAGCACCACGCAAUACAAAGCAACAUCAAGUCCAACCUAGCAUCUUAGACCUGGGAACGGGCAAUGGGAGCAUGCUUGCAUUGCUACAGAAAAAGGGAGGCUUUCGUGGUGAUUUGGUCGGAGUUGACUACUCGCUGCAUAGCGUUGAGCUUGCGAGGGAGUUGCAGGUUUCAAGGGGGCAUUCUGCUUAUAGGACUGAUUCUGAGGAUGAAGACGAGUCUGAGUCUGAAGAUGAAUCUGAUGCUUAUUCUGAGAAGGGAGAUGAGGGACGAUUAGAAGUAGAGCAUACUGCUACUGCUUCUACUCCCUCUACCAUUCAAUUCGAAGAAUGGGACAUUUUAAAUUCAAAAGCGGCCCUCUCUCCAUCCGGAACAAGCCUCACACCACCAUCUACAGCAGAGACGUUAUCCUGGUUCCCGUACUCAGCCGGCGGGUUCGACAUAGUGCUUGACAAGGGCACUUUCGACGCGAUCUCGUUGGCGGAUGGUGCGAAGGAAACGGCUGUUUGUGAACGGUAUCCUGAUAUUGCGAGGAGGCUUGUUAGGCGCGGUGGGUUUAUGGUUGUUACUAGUUGCAAUUGGACGGAGGAUGAAUUGAUUAAAUGGUUUACUGGUGCUUCUCCUGGCAAGGAUACAGGUGAUCGGUUUACUGUUUGGGGGUGUGUUGAGUAUCCUCGGUUUAGAUUUGGGGGGCAGGAGGGUCAGGGGUUUGCACUGUGUGUUUUCAGAGGGGGUCCUCUUAGGAUGGUUGACUUGCAUAUGCAUGGUUUUUGGGGAUUUUUAUUGACCUCGGGACUGGACGUUGGCGUAUACCUUGGUAGAUGCUUCCAAAGUUUCAUCUUACCUCUAUUCUAUAAUAUUCCAAGGCUGAUAGCCUAG